Choloepus didactylus (southern two-toed sloth) is the source of this 2650-nucleotide messenger RNA. It is a transcript of the gene ELMOD1, whose product is annotated as ELMO domain containing 1. Gene Ontology annotation, molecular function: GTPase activator activity. The transcript is spliced from 11 exons. NCBI's taxonomy places the organism in Eukaryota, Metazoa, Chordata, Mammalia, Pilosa, Megalonychidae. The coding region runs from base 442 to 1422 and encodes 326 amino acids. The record is from RefSeq and is a predicted model, not a curated record.
CCGCAACCCCGGAUCUGGGACUGGGCAUGCUCAGUCGCCGCCCGCGUCGCGCUCCGCGGGAAACCACUGCACGCCCUUCUUGGGGUGCUCUCGGUAGCCUCUUCGCAGCUGGCCGGCCGCAUUGCAUCCUCUCUUGCUUCGCUCCCUGCGACCCAGAUUCCUGCCCCGCCCCCGCUCCUCCUGCGCCCACAGCCAGUGCGGCAGCAGUGGCCUCCCUUGUUCAGCCUCGGUGCGGGAGACGGUCGGCGUCGUUCGCCGCCGCGGAGCGCGCAGCCGGGGCGGCCUGGGGAAGGCGGGGAUGGAGAGCCGGCUGCCGCGCGCCGGAACCUGCUGAGCCGCCGCCGCUGGGGUCCAGCUUACACUUACUUGGACAAAAACAAAUUUGGAAGCAAUUACUUGAGGAUUGUUCUGCAUAGCAUCUGGAUAGUCAAAGCAGGCACAAUGAAGCACUUCCUGAGAAUGUUGAUCCAGGUGUGCCUGUACUUUUACUGUAAGUUUCUGUGGCGCUGUCUGAAAUUUGUGAUGAGGAAGCUGACAGGACGAUGUGAACUGCAGCGGAUCUGUUACAAUACCAAGCCUGGAGCUUCUAGAACCAUGAAAAUUGAAACAUCCCUGAGGGAUUCAAAAAGUAAGCUGUUGCAGACUUCUGUGAGCGUUCACCCUGAUGCUAUUGAAAAGACUAUAGACGACAUCAUGGAAUUGAAAAAAAUUAAUCCUGACAUAAAUCCACAGUUGGGCAUCUCUCUUCAGGCUUGCCUUCUGCAAAUUGUUGGGUACAGAAAUCUUAUUGCAGAUGUUGAAAAACUGCGUAGAGAACCCUAUGAUUCCGAUAAUCCCCAACAUGAAGAAAUGCUUUUGAAGUUAUGGAAAUUCUUGAAGCCCAGUACUCCACUAGAAUCUCGGAUCUCUAAGCAAUGGUGUGAAAUUGGUUUCCAAGGCGAUGAUCCUAAAACAGAUUUUCGAGGAAUGGGACUUCUGGGAUUGUACAAUUUACAGUAUUUUGCGGAAAGGGAUGCUACAGCAGCUCAGCAGGUCCUUUCUGACUCUCUUCAUCCAAAAUGCAGCAAAUUCAGCAAAGCAGAAUGGGAAAAGAAAAGAAUGGAUAAAGCAAUUGGGUACUCAUUUGCAAUUGUGGGCAUCAACAUAACAGAUCUGGCAUAUAAUCUACUGAUCAGUGGAGCUCUAAAAACCCACUUCUACAACAUCGCCCCAGAAGCUCCAACAUUGUCCCACUUCCAGCAGACGUUCUGCUAUUUGAUGCACGAGUUUCAUAAAUUUUGGAUUGAAGAGGACCCCAUGGACAUAAUGGAAUUUAAUCGCGUGCGGGAGAAAUUCCGCAAGAGGAUCAUAAAACAGCUGCAGAACCCAGACAUGGCAUUGUGCCCACAUUUUGCUGCCUCGGAAGGUUUAAUCAACAUGUAGUCGCGCACGCUGCUUUUGAUGGAUACCCUGGAACACUGCCUCAUUGUCAUGUUAGAUCUCUGUUUAGGUCACAGCUCACACUCUGAAUGCACACAGUGAUUGUAUGCAUGCCUUUUGAUACAGUAUUUUCAUCUCGUGUUCAUAAUUACCAGAUCUCCAGAUACCACUAUUCUAGAGUAUCUGUCAUCCAGUGACUGCUCAUUUUGUGGCAUUAUGCAGUGUUACAUCUUGCCUUGACAUCCAGGUAUGGAGAGAGUUUUCUAUUUUUUUAGAUUUUUUCCCUCCCCCUCAUAAUUCAGCAUUAAAGAAUUGUAUUUCUCUAGCUGUAUUUUGUAUGUAAGAGAUUUAGCUGAAUCUUGUUCUGUGAAAGCCUUUUAAUUUAUUGGUAUGUUUCAUUACUACUGCUGCUAGCUUUUCAAGCCAGGUUCGUGCUUGGACCUCAUUCUGAUAAAAUAUAAGACUUUAAAGUAAUACAGACAGACACAUGAUACGCCAAACUGUUCCUGCAAGCAUAGCCGCACUUCGUGUAAAUGUAACGAGGCUUACAAACAAUAGAAGCUGUUUUGUUUGAAGUGCCGCAUAAUUACAUUGUAUCUUACCCCCAGUUGCAAUUGUGUCCUAGUCAUCUGGAUAUCAAAUUAUUUCAUUCCCAUAAUUUCGCUGGCUUGGAUGCCUAAAUAUGUUUAUGAUGCUUGGCUCCUCAGAAAAGAAGUAUGCAUAUUUCAAAAGCCGCAAAAGGUUUUCACUGUCUGUCUCUUGUUGAACUCAGAGUUAUACCUUUGCCCUGUUCUGAUCCAAGCACCUUUGCUUGAGGAGUGCUGACUGGUUUGUUUCCUGUAUCUAGAGACAAUAUUUAAAAAGACAUUUUGCAAGAAAGUAUGCUGCAAGAGAGGAACCUAAGCUAUGUCAUUCUGUAUUAUUUCUUGGAAAUAAUGAUCUCGUCUUGUACCAGUGGAAGAAGUAAUUGCUCAAAGGUGGGGGAAAUCAAAUCAUUCCAAAAUGGCUAAAACUCAUUUAAAAACCCAUGAUUUAGUUUGGAAUUAUGAUUGUAGUCUGUUGAAUAGUAUUUACCAUGGCAUUUCAUACCCAUGGUAUUUUAUACCUUCUGACUAUCAAUUUUAGUAUUAUUAGAUGUUUGUGUAAUCACUCGCUUAUUUAAAUGAAUUUUGAGUACUGCCUGUUGAUUAUAUGAAUAAAUUACAUGUCAUUCUACUGUAACAUAGAGUGG